Molecule: messenger RNA, 5197 nt
Organism: Vitrella brassicaformis
Lineage: Eukaryota; Vitrellaceae
Source: the annotation of a GenBank genome assembly
AUGCCCCAGCAUUUGCCCGACGACUCGACUCUGCCGCCCAGGCCUCCCAAUUGCUCCCUCGAGGAGCCCUCUUCUCGGAUCUGCAGGAGUAUGUUCCAACAGCUGGCCACUCAGACCGGAAUCCCCGCACGCAUCAAGGUGACCACCACGGGAGGGACAGGGAGGCACAAGCAGACACGAGGGAGGGGACUUCCCUCCCUCGUGUGUGCCUCGUGUGUGGGGCGGGCUGGGCCGUCCGUCCGUCCGUCCCUCCCUCGUGUGUACCUGGGCUAGACCUCGUGCUGAUUGCCCGAUGUGUGUGUCGAUUGAUGUUGAUGAAUGCAGGAGGGGGCGAUCUGCGCCUACCGUAUCAUGCGCAGGGCGGAGUACAGGCGGCGAACUGAGGCGAGCAGGCGCGAAAGGGCGCCUUCACGGGAGCAGGUCAGUCAAGGAAAGGAGUUACCUCAGUCACCUUACGCACAGGCAGACGGACAGACGGGCAGACAGACAGACAGACACAGGGUGGGGAGGCAGGCAGACAAGGAGAGAAAUACCGACCGAUGGCUGGUGCCUGACCCAAUCGACGACACAGCGGCUAUGUGUGUGUGUGUGUGUGCGUGUGGUCAGAGCCUGGCUAGAGCCAAGCAGCGUAUCGAGCAAGCCGAAGCGCGAGGGUAUAAGGGCCUCUCGGAGACCCUGGAGGACCAGAAGUUGACGCCCACAUUCCUGCGCACUGAAACACCCACACAGCCACUCCAGGCGUCAGCACAAGGUCGGCGGGGUGGGCCGCUGCACUCAAUCGGCAACACGCGGCGCAGGCAGACAUGGCCACGCUGGCUCGACUGAUUCCCGGUUGUUCAAACAUUGGUUCGUUUGUGUUUGUGUUUGUGUGUUUGUGUGUUGGUGUGUCGGUUGGCAGUUGCAGGUCGUAUUGCGUCCCCUGUGUCGGCCCCUCCCCCGUCCGCCCCGCCUCCGUCCGCACAGCGCACUGCACCACACGAGCAGCAACCACAGACCUCCAGAGGUGGGCGACCAGCGCACGCCCCAUCACUCAUGACAGAUUGCCGGUGCCAUGUCAUGUGGUGCUGUGUUGUGUUGUGUCGUGUUGUGUGGUGUUGUGUUGUGGUGACUGUUCAGGUACGGAUGCGUCGACCACGGCGGCUACGACCUCGACAGGCAGCAUCACAUCGUUGCGCAACUUGGGUAAGUACGCACGUCACGCACGCGGGCGGGCGGGCAGGGGCGAGUGGGGCAAGACCCACUACCCCACCAACCACUCGAUGGAUGUCGUUCGUGUGUGUGUGUGUGUGUGUGAUUGUGUGGUUGAUCGUGUCGUCCGUCACGUCAGGGACUGAGUACGGCGGCAGUCCCUCGGCCAAAACUGCACCCAUCCGACUCUCGCCCGACACGAGGUCAGUUCAGUGAGUGAUUGGGGCGCUGUCACACAGCCGCACCAACACAGGCACUGUCUGUGUAUCUAUCGUCUGUCUGCUGUGUGUGCUUCAGUCGGAAUGACAUCAUGUUGUUGAAGUGGGAGAUGCCGGGCAAGUACGUCGAGGUGGCGGGGGCCUUCCCCAACCCCGCUUGGGAGGUUAGACUCCCACUCUUCAAGUGCCCGCGGUAGACAUCCAUCCAUCCAUCCAUCCACACACGCCUCUCUGCACACGCCUCUCUCACUGUGCUGUGCUGUGUUGUGCUGUGUUGUGUUGUGCUGUGUUUGACGUGUGUCGUCCAUCCCAUCAUUCAUUCGCAGCACUGGAGUCUUCUGGUUGUCGUUGCAAGAGGCCUUGCCGGCGGUGCAGUCCGGCGUCUAUCAGUUCAAGUACAUCGUCGACGACGAGUGGAAAUGCGACAUGUCACUGCCGACGAAAGACGUAAGUGUCCUCGUGACACACACACACACACACACACACAUGGAUGCAUUUGUAUAUGUGUGUGUGUGAUGUUCGUAUGCAGGAUGGUAGUGGCAACACCAACAACAGCAUGAUGGUGGUGGCAGCUGCUGGUAUCCUAGAGUGGAAACAUCCCGCACAGCGGACCGUCUUACUGGCGGGUGCGCAGCCACACUCACACAGGGAGAGAGAGAGAAAGAGAGAGCGACAUGGAUUCCCAUUGUAUCUAUGGGGUGCUGAAAUGUGUACGCACAUUCAGGGUCAUUCACAGAGCCGCCAUGGAAGCGACAGAUGCCGCUCGCCUAUGACCCACGGUCAGUGCUGUGGACGAGUGAAUGGGCGAUCAAACACGUGGACCUGAUCUGCACACCUCUUUGUGUGUGUGUGUGUGGGUGCCUAACUAUGCAGAGAUUCCACCUACCGGAUCUCGCUUCAAGAAGCCGUCCCGGAGCUGCGGCCCGGUACGGCUGUGGCACACACACGUGGAAAGGUCCGACGAGCGACGUGUGUGUGGUCUGUGGUUUGCUGUGGGCCAUCACAUGUGAGCAGGGUCCUAUCAGUUCAAGUACAUCGUCGACGACGAGUGGAAAUGCGACCCGUCACUCCCGACACAAAAUGUAAGUGUCCUCGUGACACACACACACACAGAGGCGUCUGCGUGUACACACAUCGGUGCAUUCCCCUCUCUCUCUCUCUCUGUGUGUGUGUGUGUGUGUCUAUGAUGUGCAGGAUGGCAGCGGCAACAUCAACAACGUGCUGCACUAUCAUCGACCACCCGCCGCACCAUCACCAUCACCACCAGCCCCACCAGCCCCAUCACCACCAGCCCCAUCACCACCAGCCCCAGCCCCUCCAGCCCCAGCCCCUCCAGCCCCAGUCCCAGCACCCGCACCAACAACGGCAUCAACAAUAGAACUUCCUGCACGAGUACGUGUCUUUGUUCGUGGCCACAGCCGACGAGGCAUUGAUUUCAUCUGCCCACUGUGUGUGUGUGUCCGUGUGUAUCACAUCAGAGUGGUGACGGUCAUCGUCGCCGUCGCCAUCCCGCCGAUGAGCCGCUCGACUUCUCAUCAUUGCCUGACGUGGAGGGCAGCGGCAGCGACACAGAGGAGGAGCAGGACCAAGGUGAGUGAUGGAUUGAGGGAGGGAAGAGUGUGUUGGGUGUGAGAACGGCCAGCCAUUCAUCGGCCGGUGUGUGUGUGUGUUUUGGUCUGUGGUUGUCAGGCUGCCUGUCGCCCCCUGGGCACCGACACUCGUCGGCAACGGACACCACCCGGGCGUCCACAAGCGGGAGUGACAGCUCACCCACAGCACACAACGUAAGCAGCCCCACAUCGACCAACAGACAGAGAGAUAGAGACACACGCACAGACAUGGACACACACGAAGCGCAACGGCUCCUUUGUCUGCCUUUCCUUUCCCUCAGGCCGACCGGUUGCCGCCCACAUUGCCCUCGCCGCCUGAGGUGAGUGAGCAGCCGCCGUCUACCCCUGCCGCUGCCGCUGCUGAGGAUGAGGGCCCUUUGGAGAGCGACCGUGACAUCGAGCCGCUGGAGCUGCAGGGCAAGGGAUGGGCGAGAAGACGGUCAGUCAACCAGCACCAUUGCGGCCUCACACACACGCGACACACACAUGUGUGUCUUGAUGUGUGCAGGGCGUCUGUGGGCACGCCGAAUGCCACUGCGAGUUCGAGGACUGCUGACGGGCUCCGGAGAAGUUCGGGAGGUCUGCGCAGAUCGUCGGCCGUUGACGCCACUGAUGCACUCGGGUAUGUAAGCGCGCACACACAUUUUCCCCCUUUAUUUUUGUGUGUCUGUGUGCGCGUGUGUGCGUGUAGGGGUCUGUCUGCGCACCAGCCUUCGAAUGAGUCGCUGCGUGAGGAUCGGCUCAGACGCGUCGCGUCCCUGUAAGUGCUCGUUGUCGAUUGCGGACAGCAAAUUCUAUUGUUGUGUUGUUGUGUGCGUUGUGGUCAGGUCUUUGGACCACAAGUGGCCGGAGUCGGUGACGGCCCACCUGCACUCACCCGAAGUGCUCGUCGACCUGCACGUCCCCGUAUGUGAAUUCUAUAAUAUGCAGAUGAGUGCUGUGUGUGUAUGUGUGUGUAUGUGUGUGUGUUUGCAGGACGACCGUCUUUCCACCAAGUUGCGGCUGAAUGCGGGAGCCUUCAUGUACGUCUGUCUCUUCCACCAGACACACUCGACACGCACUGCCGCCCAUCCAUCCAUUCUUGCAUCUCUCUCUCUGUGUGUGUGUGUCUGUGUGUGUGUGCAGGAUCCCCCACCCCGAGAAGGUCGAGACGGGCGGUGCCGACGCGUAUUUCAUAUGCGAGAUCGCCGGUAGGCACAUCCAUCCAUCCAUCCAUCCAUGUGUGUGUGUAUGUGUGUGUAUGUGUGUGUGUGUGUGUCUGUGGGUGUAGGCGGUGGUGCCCUUGGCGUGGCUGACGGUGUUGGCGAGUGGGACUCGUUCGGCCUCAGCCCCAAGAUGUUCGCCGACGAGUUGAUGCGGGGGUGCCAGCAGGCGGCCAUCCUGGCACUGACGGACACCGACACACCAACAGCGUCAUCAGCCGCACCAGCACCAGCAGCAGCAGCUGCUGCUGCUUCUGCUUCGUCGAGCGCUGCUUCCGCUGCUGCCGCUGCCGCUGCCGCAGCGGACACUGAGACGGGAGUGCGAGAGAAGGACGCCUCUGGUACUCUAACUAAUAUGCACCAUUACAGACACAUGGCCUCACACACAUGCGUGUGCAAACAAACAGGCUCGCCGACCUGCUCACUGACCCCCCUCGCGUCGGCCUCGACGGCCUCGUCCAAGACCCACCAACCUUCCCCGAGCAACGGCCACGGCGGCAGCGAUGGCGACAGGGGCGACAGCGGCAACACUGAGGAGGGCGAGACCUACCUGGAGGAGAUCAAGUGCAUGGACCUGCCGCCCGAGAAGAUCGCCCUGAGGUAGGAAUAUUCUUUGUGUGUGUGUGUGUGUGUGUGUUGACGGAUGGAUGGACGGGUGUAUCUGUGUGUGUGUAGGAUGAUGCAAUACGGGUACACCUGCACCCGUUCCUACGGCGCAUCCACGGCACUUGUCGCCUAUCUCGACACGAAGGUCAGUGAAUGAGCUUUCGUCUUCCACACACCCCUCUAUCCAUCCAUUCAUGUGUGUGUGUGUGCAGGGCGAGAAGCUAGGCGUCGCUAUCCUCGGCGACUCGACCAUGAUACUCCUCAGGUAAGUCAGGCAAGGCACCUGCCUCCAUCCAUCCAUCCAUGUGUGUGUCUGUGUGUGUGUGUGGGUGCGUGCAGACGGCAGAAGGUCUACAGCAUGACGGUUGUGUAG